CUACUUUGGAACGAGUUGGAAGAACGAUUAAACAGUGGUACCUAGGUACCUAUUUUGUAAAUAUUGUAUUUAGUAUUAUUAUCGAUUUGCCAGUUUUUCAGAUUUUCAAGGAAUACAAAUAUCAGUUGUAUCAUUUAUCUUAAGUGAUUACAUCAGCUAUAUAGCAGUGAGUUUUCUACUUACACUGAGUACACAUUAUAAGUUUUUAAUUUGGACUUUAGACUGAAAUUUAUAUACAACAAAUAGUUAUUAUGUCUCAACCACACAGAAAAGCUGUACUCAAUCUUUACAAGACGUUAUUAUACUUAGGGAGAGAUUGGCCUCAGGGUUAUGACCUCUUUAGAAAACGAUUGCAUAAAGUGUUUACGAAGAAUAGUGAAGAGACUGAUCCAAAAAAAGUUGAAAUGAUGAUAAAACAUGGUGAAUUUGUCACUAAAGAAAUUGAAGCCCUGUAUAAAUUGAAAAAGUAUAGGACAUUAAAACGUAGGUAUUACGACGACAAUUAAAAUAUUUUUUUAAAUUGAUGCUGCAUAAUGUAAAUAUCUCAAUAACAAACCAUUGUAGCAAUGUUAUCUGGAUUAAAUUCCAACUGUUAAAGUUUUUAGGUUUUGUUACAUAGAUGCAAAUAUAAUUGGAUUAAUAUAAUUUUUAAUACAGUUUCGUUUUUGAAUUGAAACUUUACUUCACACAACAUCAAAAUAUACCUAUGAAGAAAAUAAUAUGAAAUUGUCAUCACUAUAAUAGUUAAUAUAUAUUUUAGAAUAUUAUUCUUUAUAUUGUUGUGCUUAAGUAAUCCAAAAAAGACAGACAAUCAUUGAAAAAAAUAAUUAAAUUUAAACAAUAAUCGAAUAUGAAUUCUUUUAUGGUGUGUUACAAUAUUUACUUAAUAUUUUGAACAAAGUUUGCAGUAUCUUUGUAUCAUAUCCCACCCUCCGAAUGUUAGGUUCUGAUACAAUUUAAAUACUCAAGUCAAAUUUUAUUUAACCAAUUCAAAUAAUAUAAAUGUACUUAAUAAAGGAAAUAUAAACGUCAUGUAUAAACACAUCCUGAAAUGUAAUUUCAGGCUGAUAUUAUUUCCAGUAACUAUAAUCUUGAAAAACUAUAUUACAUAAGUCUUUGAUAAUAUAUUUAUAAUUUUUUAAUAUAGGUUUUAUUAAGAACAUGGCCUUAUGUCGUAUAAGGAGUUCAAGGAACAAUUAUACAUACUGUUAAUAUUUUUUUAUAAAGAAAUAAAACACUAACUUCUAUGCUAUUAUUGUAUUAUAGACACUUUAAAUUGUUACAUAUUGUCAAAUCUACAUACCUUUAUAGUGAUAUUUUUAAAUGAUACCUUAUUUUGAUUAAUAAACUAUGUUUAAUUUAA
This is a messenger RNA of Colias croceus (clouded yellow), 1363 nucleotides long. RefSeq names its product electron transfer flavoprotein regulatory factor 1 (gene osi). Gene Ontology annotation, biological process: respiratory electron transport chain. NCBI's taxonomy places the organism in Eukaryota, Metazoa, Arthropoda, Insecta, Lepidoptera, Pieridae. Bases 252 to 506 code for a protein of 84 amino acids. The record is from RefSeq and is a predicted model, not a curated record. Gene Ontology annotation, cellular component: mitochondrion. The transcript has 2 exons.